GUACCGUCGACCGUCGUCGUCGUCGUCGUGGUCGUGCACUCGUGCCACUAGUCCGUUUUUUUGCGGUAACCGCACUCGAAUUGAUCGUGUUUCUUAUAGUGUUACAAGUUUACAACUUACGUAGUUACGUCUUGCGAACGGCGUCGUCGUUUUCUGCAUAAUACCUUAACGUGUGCUUGAUGCGCUCCUGUGCCGAUGCUAUAAAUUGCCUGAACUGCAUCUUUGCAGUUCUGUUUGGUGACGCUCGUCAAUAAUUAUUAUCGUUAUUAAAUAUUAAUAUUAACGACUAUAAUACCGUCGUUUAAUAAAUUUUGAAUUAAAAUUUACACGAACAUGAAGUCAUUGUGACCGCGCAAGUUUCUUCCUCGUUGGCACAGAAAAUCAAAAAAAUUUUUAAAAUAUCUUCUUAUUAGUGCGUGUGCUUACAUAUAAAAUCAAAAAUGAAGACUCAGAAUUACCAUGGGAGUGAAAUAUUUUUACCGCUCUCCGAUUGUGUUGGACUAUCUGUAGAUUUGGUGAAUUUUGUAAUUUGUCAACUUACUGCAUUAUGUAUAGCGCCAUUAAUGUAUACAUUUUUGCCACCAAAAAAUCGACAAUAUAUAUUUCUUCGAGAAAUAUUUGGACUUAUAAUUGGAUUGUCCAUGGCUUACAUCUGUUUUGGAUAUCAAAUGUUACAUCUUAUUAUUCUGCCGACAAUCUGUUACGUUACUUUACAAACAUUGAGUCCAAAUACGAUACAUAAAGCCGUUUUACUUAUAUGUUGUUUGUACUUAUCACUAUUACAUAUUUAUCGUCAAGUUUAUGAGUAUGGAUCUUAUACCUUGGAUAUUACAGGUCCAGUAAUGGUAAUGGUGCAAAAAUUAUCAGCAUUAGCAUGUGGCUUACACGAUGGCCUCAUGGCUGACAAGAAACAAUUAACAGAUAUUCAACAACGUUACAAGAUUAAAAAGGCCCCAACACUUAUUCAAUACAUAAGCUACUUAUUAACAUUUCAAACAAUUUUAGCUGGACCCAAUGCUUUUUUUGAAGAUUAUAUCGCCUAUUUAGAUGGUACCAAUUUUCCAAAAAAAUUACCAAAAGAAGCUAAAUCACCUCCAUCUCCUUUAAAGCCUGUAUUGAAAAAAGUAUUAAUUACUUUCAUAUGUGCUCUUGUAAUUUACUUCAUUGUACCAAUGUACCCGGCUUCUACAUUGAUAGAUGAAAAAUUUUUAAGCGAAUCUCCAUUUUACUCAAAAAUUUGGUUCAUUAUAGUCAUUACAUCUUUAACUCGUUUCAAGUAUUAUUUUGCUUGGACCCUAGCUGAUGCAGUUUGCAAUGCUUCUGGUUUUGGAUUUUCUGGUUACAAUGAAAAGGGCGAACAAGAAUGGAAUCUACUUGAUAAUAUCGAUAUUUUAGGAGUUGAAUUUGGUGUUAACUUCAGAGCUACAAUCGAUGCCUGGAACAAAGGCACAAAUCUGUGGCUUCGUUAUGUUAUGUACGAAAGGGCAUCACCUAAAUAUAACACAGUUAUGACAUACACAUUAUCUGCAUUUUGGCAUGGUUUCUACCCAGGUUAUUAUGUGACCUUCCUUACUGGAUCAUUAUUUACGAACAGUGCAAGAAUGGUUAGGAGAUGUUUGUGGCACAGGUUCCAGCAACCCAAACCUGCAAAACUUGCUUACGACUUUGUAACAUGUUUCUUGACUAGACUUUGUUUGUCAUACAUGACAUUUUCCUUCAUACUCUUGGAGCUUAUGCCUGCAUUGCGCGUCUUUUGGCAUCUCAUGUUUUAUCUGCACAUAUUAGCUGCAUUGGGCAUAUAUGUACUACCAUUAAUCGUCACUCCGCUCAAAACAGUCAAGAAAAAAUCACAAUAAUUUGAUGUAAAUGAUUAUAGUUAGCAACUAUAAUCUUUAUGAAUUCGAUCAAUAAAAGACUGUAUGUGUGGUAAAUCAAAAAAUAU
Messenger RNA from Acyrthosiphon pisum (pea aphid), 1942 nucleotides. Its product is annotated as lysophospholipid acyltransferase 1. Gene Ontology annotation, cellular component: membrane. Gene Ontology annotation, biological process: lipid modification. The transcript is spliced from 12 exons. Gene Ontology annotation, molecular function: acyltransferase activity. Bases 441 to 1856 code for a protein of 471 amino acids. NCBI's taxonomy places the organism in Eukaryota, Metazoa, Arthropoda, Insecta, Hemiptera, Aphididae. The record is from RefSeq and is a predicted model, not a curated record.